Messenger RNA from Marmota flaviventris (yellow-bellied marmot), 554 nucleotides. The record is from RefSeq and is a predicted model, not a curated record. NCBI's taxonomy places the organism in Eukaryota, Metazoa, Chordata, Mammalia, Rodentia, Sciuridae.
AUGCUCUGUGAGCUGGAGAGAAGAGGAAGCACCAUUGUACUGGGAGUGGAAAGGUGUCUGGUUCCAGUAAAGGGUACACUGGUGAAUGUGAUGGUGGCAGCUAACAUUCCGAGUACUUGGGGACUCCAGGGAGAAUGUAAGGGUCUGAUGUUUGGCAUCUUUAUGGCCAGCGGCCGGGGCGGAGGCCCGGGACGACGCGGCGCGGAGAGGGACGGCGGGCGGGCGGGCAGUGGGAGCGCCGGUCUCUAUAUGGCGGCGGCUCUGUCGGGCCUGGCUGUCCGCCUCUCGCGCUCGGCCGCCGCCCGCUCCUAUGGGGUCUUCUGCAAGGGGCUGACCCGCACACUGCUUAUCUUCUUCGACCUGGCCUGGCGGCUGCGUAUCAACUUCCCCUACCUCUACAUCGUGGCUUCCAUGAUGCUUAACGUGCGCCUGCAGGUUCAUAUUGAGAUCCACUGAAGGCCCUCCCCUGAUUGACAAAGGUGUUACCCCAGGCUCACUGCAUCAAAGAAUACAAAACAUGAGGGACGGAGGAGGGACCCUCGGCAUCUGCCUGA